This is a messenger RNA of Opisthorchis viverrini, 189 nucleotides long. RefSeq lists its product as hypothetical. Gene Ontology annotation, biological process: tRNA aminoacylation for protein translation. The annotation marks the transcript as partial. The transcript has a single exon. Gene Ontology annotation, molecular function: ATP binding; aminoacyl-tRNA ligase activity. Lineage: Eukaryota; Metazoa; Platyhelminthes; Trematoda; Opisthorchiida; Opisthorchiidae. The record is from RefSeq and is a predicted model, not a curated record.
AUGACCGCAGAUUCAGAAGGGCGAAAAAUGUCAAAGUCUUUGGGGAAUGUGGUAUCUCCAGAAGACUUACUGAAUCAGAAUAAAGGUUGUGUCGAUAUCCUCCGCCGUUGGGCAGCCUGCUCCGCUUUGGAUUCUAUCAGCACGGUGGGAAAUAAAGAAAUGAACCUGCACAGUGCAUCUUACAGAGCG